Molecule: messenger RNA, 1286 nt
Organism: Spathaspora passalidarum NRRL Y-27907
Lineage: Eukaryota; Fungi; Ascomycota; Pichiomycetes; Serinales; Debaryomycetaceae
Exons: 2
Coding region: 19-690 (223 amino acids)
Source: RefSeq, a predicted model, not a curated record
GAUUAGUAAUACAAUCAUAUGCCUCCACGAAAGACCAAGUCAAAUUUAGAUAUAUUUGAGAAAAUAAAUGCUGAUACCGAAGAUGAGAUAUUAGACGAGUAUUCAGAGUUAUUAGGUGACGAUGACGACCUUCAUUUGAAGGAAUUACCUGAAUUACUACAAAACCUAAGGAUUCCAGCUAUAUUUACCGAUGAUAUUGUUGAGUCAGUAGAAUAUUAUUACAAUUUCAUACGAAAUAGAGAUGUUCUGAUAGACCCAUCAAAUAUUAAACAGAGUAUGUCUUUUCAAUUGAUCAAGGCUUACACUAUUACCAAUGCCAUACGCGCCCCAUCAGAUAUAAUAGACAUUAUAGAUAUAGACAAGCUCCUAUUCAAUGUGAAUCGACUAGUCAAAUUCAGAAAUAACUACAAACACAUUCGAGAAAGUUGGAGGUUGUUUGUUUCUGAUAGUUCCAAUAUUGAACAUUACAAACUUGCACUUCCUGAUCUUAAACAGGUCAAGAGCAACUUGAACUUGGAUAAUGAUCCUGAGACUAGGAAACCAAUUAGUGAACUGUUCUUGAUUGAUAUGUUGGGGUGUUGUUCUCAUGAUUCUAAUGGUAAUCUACUUAAUUAUAUGACUAAAGAAGGGGCGUGUGUUACUAUUAAAGACUUUGCAGAAAUUUUGGGAAACUUAGGUGAAUUGGACUAGCUUUCGAUAUUAGACUCUAUCUAUAAAAAUCUGUUUGAUACAUUGGAAUGGUUAGCUUGGUACAAACGGAUUAUUAUGAAUUUCAAUUCUUUCUAUCCAUGCUUUAUUCUUCCAUUUCCCAACUGGUUUACUGGAAGGAUGAUCAACAACUUCAAUGACCAGUUCUAUUUGCUCAAUUGCAUGCCAACCGUCAAUUAUUUCACCAAUGGCAGUAUAGUUCCCUUGAUCGAGUUGAUCCGCAUAUUUAGUAUCUAAUAAUAUAAAAAAUUGUGAUCCAAUGUUAUCCUCAUUAUUUAUAGUAAACAAGGUACCUCUCUUGACCUCUUUUUUACCGAUUACUUCCUGAUUAAUUGCUGCAUCAAGGGGAUGUUCAGAAUCUGCCUCUAUUGAAUACUUACUUCGAUUAUUCGGAGAUCCUGUUUGUAAUAUAAACUCAGGAACAAAUCUUAAUAUCCUGUUGUUUUCAUAUGAGCCUUUGGCGACAUGUCGCAUAAAAUUCUCUAGUAUAUGACUAUGUUGUUUUGUUAUAUAUAAUUCAACUUUAAAAUUUCCUGUAGUUGUAUAGAAAGUUAGUGACAUUCUUUAGCUUUUCAGAU